GCGGCGCGGGCCCCACCCGGCGCGGCGGUGCGGCAGCAGGGCCCGCGGCGCGCGGACAAUACCGGGGGGCGGCGGCGGCUCGGCCUCCAUCGGCACCGCUCGGCCCCUUUCGGUCUCCAUCGGUAUCGCUCGGCCUCCAUCGACACCGCUCGGCCCUGCCCGGCCCCGCUCGGCCCUGCCCGGCUCCACCCCGACUGGCCCCGCCCCGACUCGGCCUCGCUCGGCUCCACUCGGCCUCUCUCGGCCCUGCCCGGCCCGGCCCCGCUCGGCUCGGCCCGGCCCGGCCCGGCUCCAUUCGGCUCAGCCCGGCCCGGCCCAGCUCCGUUCGGCUCAACUCGGCCCCGCUCAGCGCGGCCCGGCCCGGCCGGCACCAUGCUGGCGCUCUUCAACAAGCUGCUGGACUGGUUCCGGGCGCUGUUCUGGAAGGAGGAGAUGGAGCUGACCCUGGUGGGGCUGCAGUACUCGGGCAAGACCACCUUCGUCAACGUUAUCGCGUCAGGGCAGUUCAAUGAAGACAUGAUCCCAACAGUGGGUUUCAACAUGAGGAAGAUCACCAAAGGGAAUGUUACCAUAAAGCUCUGGGACAUCGGCGGGCAGCCGCGGUUCCGCAGCAUGUGGGAGCGAUACUGCCGCGGAGUGAGUGCCAUCGUGUACAUGGUGGAUGCUGCUGACCAGGAGAAGAUAGAGGCCUCUAAGAACGAGCUGCACAACCUGCUGGACAAGCCGCAGCUCCAGGGCAUCCCGGUCCUCGUCCUGGGGAACAAGCGGGACCUGCCCGGUGCCUUGGAUGAGAAGGAGCUCAUUGAGAAGAUGAGCCUCUCUGCCAUCCAGGACCGAGAGAUCUGUUGCUAUUCCAUCUCCUGCAAAGAAAAGGACAACAUUGACAUCACCCUACAGUGGCUUAUCCAGCACUCGAAGUCCAGGCGAAGCUGAGGUCCCGCGGGCCUGGCUCGGAUUGGGAAGAUGCCAUUGUACAAGCCCAUGCCCCUCUCUCCUGCUCUGUCCCUCCAGCUCUCUCUCUAGAUGGGUAUUUUUAGGGGACCCCAGACUCUGCUCACCUUGGGGCAGAGUCCUUGUUUUUAUUGUAAAGAAGAUGUCCGACUGCCCUCCUCUCCCCCUCUCCUCUCCUCCCCCCUCUCUUCCUCCAUUUUGGCACUGUUCUGUUGUUGUCUGUGUAUACAGUAUAUAUAUAUGUAUAUAUAUUUUAAUUUUUUAAUUUAAAGGAUAGUGCUGUUAUUAAAUUGGGCCCUGUGAGCAUUAGGAAAGCUGGGGCUCCCUGAGGCCAGCCAAGGGUCAGCGUCGGGAGGAGGAGGAGGGUGGCAGCAGAAGGCAGCUCUUGUGGAUGGGGCUGUGCCAGCUGCAGGCAGGUCCCCUGGGGCUCCCUCUUCGCUGGGUGUUCUGCUGCUGCCUCCAGGCAGAGACCACCCUGGGGGUGUUGGGGGUGCCCACCUUGCCCUGCCUGCCUUGGGCUUGUGGUGAGGAGGGUGUGUCAAUGCCACCUGCAGGCUCCUCACCCCUCUGGGGACAGGCAUUAGCCACAAGCCACUGCCAUCACCCUCCCCCUACUGCCUCCACUUCCCCAACCCCUCUUUGGGGCCCAGGGCCACUUGUCCCUCUGCCCCACGUGUCCCCUGCUCUUGUGCCUGGGGCUAAUCCUGCCCAUUGCCCAGCCUGGCUGCUCAGGGGACAAUCUGGGGCACUGGUACCAGUGCUGGGGGCCCAGCAAUGCCAGCAGCCCCUGUGGGGGCAGGGGGCUGGCACCUGCCUCCCACCUGUCCCAGGGCUGCCUCAGCCCCACGUAACCUCUCAGGACAGCUGUGCUGGCACCCCACAGGCCAAGUGGCAUCGCCUGUGCCCGGCUGGGGCUGCUGGCUCUGCCCUGGCCAGGGACAGCCCUUGGGAUGCCAGAGAGGGAGGGGCACAUGGAGCCACCUGGAGACACGCACAGAGCACCUGUGCACCCUCAGUGCUGCUCACCAGACCCAGGGGUGUGCCCCAUGCCUGUUCCCCAUGUCCUGCUCCCUGUUCCCUACUCCAUUCCCUGCUCCCCGUGCUUGCACCACAUUCCUACUCCCUGUGCUCUGCUCCUUGUGCCUGCUCCCCAAGCUCUGCUCCCCAUGCUCUGCUCCCCAUGCUCUGCUCCCCAUGCUCUGCUCCCCAAGCUCUGCUCCCCAUGCUCUGCUCCCCAUUCCUGCUCCCCAUUCCUGCUCCCCAUUCCUGCUCCUCAUUCCUGCUCCCCAUUCCUGCUCCUCAUUCCUGCUCCUCAUUCCUGCUCCUCAUUCCUGCUCCUCAUUCCUGCUCCCCAUUCCUGCUCCUCAUUCCUGCUCCUCAUUCCUGCUCCUCAUUCCUGCUCCUCAUUCCUUCUCCCCAUUCCUGCUCCUCAUUCCUGUUCCUCAUUCCCUGUUCCCCAUUCCUGCUCCCCAUUCCUGCUCCCCUUUCCUGCUCCCCAUUCCUGCUCCCCAUUCCCUGCUCCCCAUUCCUGCUCCUCAUUCCUUCUCCCCAUUCCUGCUCCUCAUUCCUGCUCCUCAUUCCCUGUUCCCCAUUCCUGCUCCCCUUUCCUGCUCCCCAUCCCCGCUCCCCAUUCCUGCUCCUCAUUCCCUGUUCCCCAUUCCUGCUCCCCUUUCCUGCUCCCCAUUCCUGCUCCCAUUCCUGCUCUCCAUUCCCUGCUCCCCAUUCCUGCUCCCAUUCCUGCUCCCCAUUCCUGCUCCCCAUUCCUGCUCCUCAUUCCUGCUCCCCUUUCCUGCCACCCCCUGCCCUGCUGCCCUGGCUGGGAGGCACGGGAGCCAUGGGGCAGCAGGGCUGGCUUGGACGGUGGUCAGGUCUGUGUCUGCAGAGGGUGGAGGUCUGUGCAAGUCCUGUGGGGUGAGAAGGGCUGUGCCUGUCUGUGCCUGUCUGUGCCAUGGGCUGGGGCUCUGAGGAGCAGCCCGGGGGCCUGGCCAGGUUGUUUGGGGCCAGUCUGGGGGGCCUGGGCUGGCACUGAGGGUGGGCGUGCAGGGGAGCAGCCGCCGGUCCCAGUGCAGGGCUGGGGCGUAGGGUGGGGAUGGCUGGGGGGCUGCAAGGCCCCUCUCAGCCUCUUCCCACUCGGCUCCAGGGUGUCAGAACCUUCUGUUCUUGUUUUUGCAGAAUUGCACAAAGAGAGGUUUCUUUAUGUUUGGUUUUUUUUUGUUUGUUUUUUUUAAUUUAAUGACUUGUAAAGUGUUGUUGCCCCCCCACCCCCCCCCCUUUUUUUUUUUGUAAGAGAUAUUUUGACUCAGACUUGACCUCUGUUGGGAAAUGAUACUUGUAACUGUACAAUUUUUUUGCCUCCUAAUAAUAAAUUAACAAUUUUGCGUUG
Molecule: messenger RNA, 3334 nt
Organism: Prinia subflava (tawny-flanked prinia)
Lineage: Eukaryota; Metazoa; Chordata; Aves; Passeriformes; Cisticolidae
Gene: ARL8A
Product: ADP ribosylation factor like GTPase 8A
Exons: 7
Coding region: 373-933 (186 amino acids)
Biological process (GO): protein transport; anterograde axonal transport
Cellular component (GO): lysosomal membrane
Molecular function (GO): GTP binding; GTPase activity
Source: RefSeq, a predicted model, not a curated record